GAGUUGAUGCAGGAAGUACUUACUACGCCGGGAGGGAAAAUCAAAAAGUUAAAAGCGGAGAAAAGUUUUUACUGGACUAGCUAGCUUGUGAAUGUUGCUUUUUUAUCAUCAGUUCUUACUGAAAUAGUAAUAAUAAUUUAUCUAGGCUGUAGUUAUACAAUCUGGCUAUGCAGCAAAUGCAUACAACAGGUCGUUAUUCUUGGAAAGAUGGAAUAUCAAUAAUAAACUAUUUUCUACAUUAAGGAUUGUCAUGUGCAAAUGAGUAAUGGGGUUCUCUAUUAUCUGCAUCGCAAAAAUAUUUCAAUGGUGGGCUUUUCGUGAAAUUCAUUCACUAAAAUAAAAUAACCUGGAGUAAAACUUUGCAACCUAUGGUAAGAGAAAAUGGCGCUGUUCCACUGUGACUGAAUAUGGUUACUGCCUGUCUGAAUUUCAUGAAUCACUCCAUCAUUAUUGCACACAUUCUAGGUGUGAUAAGACCUCUCCCUUUCAGAAGGGUGUCACAUGCUUCUGUUUACCUAUCCCAUGCAUAGUUAAAGUAAACAUUGUUUAGCUGUGCUAUCACUCAAGUGCUGCAGAAAAACUUUGAGAGCUUUAUUCGGCACUCCCUACCAACUGUGUCUCAGUCAAUCAAGUAGGUCUGAACACUUGGUUUAAUAGGCUUGGUUUAGUCGCCGGAGUUGGACAGGCUGGCCUCAAGAUGAACUGGCUUUUCCUCCAGGGCCUCCUCAGUGGGGUGAACAAGUACUCCACAGCGUUCGGCCGCAUCUGGCUCUCAGUGGUCUUUGUCUUCAGGGUCUUGAUUUUGGUGGUGGCUGCGGAGAAGGUGUGGGGCGAUGAACAGAAGGAAUUCUCCUGUAACACGGCCCAGCCGGGCUGCCACAACGUCUGCUAUGACCAUUUCUUCCCCGUGUCCCUCGCGCGACUGUGGGCCCUGCAGCUCAUCUUCGUCACCUGCCCCUCGCUGCUGGUGGUGUUGCACGUGGCCUACCGCAAGGAGCGAGAGCGCAAACACUGCCUGAAGUACGGCGACGGGUGCCCUCGCCUGUACGCCGACGUGGGGAAGAAGCGCGGAGGUCUGUGGUGGACGUACUUCCUGAGCCUGCUCUUCAAGAUGGGAGUGGACAUGGUCUUUGUCUACCUGGUCUACUACAUCUAUGAGGCUAAUUUUUUCCCCCUGCUAGUCAAGUGCAAAGAGGAGCCCUGCCCCAACGAGGUGGACUGCUUCAUCACCCGGCCAACGGAGAAACGCAUCUUUGCCACUUUCAUGGUGGUCAUCAGCCUGAUAUGCAUCCUCCUCACUUUCAGCGAGCUCCUUUACCUGGCCGGCAAGCGCUGCAGGGAGAGCUGCAGGCCCAGGCGGCGCUCCGUUCAGCCGUCUACGGCCUCUUCAGUGCUGGAUAAGAAGACUUCCUUCUUGGAGGUCCACCCUCUGAAGCAGCUUGAUAAUGGUAAUAAAGACACCAGUGUUCCCGCGUACAGCGUGGCGGUCUCCUGAGCAGGAGACACUGGUCUUUGGAGAUUGUCAGAGGAAAUAAGGUUCAAAAAGACUAAAGAUGUGGUGGCUACUUUUGUUCCUAAUGCCCAACCCCAUGCAUUGCAAAGCAAUUGAAGCAGCAGUUAAUAUGUUGUAUUUUACUGAAAAAUUGCUGGAAGAAGAACAGUUACAGUAGGUGUAGCUAAUUUUAUCCCGAGUGGUUGAUAAAUUUCUAUGUUUCCUGAGAGUGUGUGCAAAUAUGACAAAAAGUAAAAAGUUAUAAAUAAACUGAAAUGGAAGAUUUGUAAUCAUCAUGCCAAAACCUCACAUUGAAACCCUGUAACAGAACUUUAAAAGAUUUUUUCUUCAAAAGGACGUUUUCUUACAAGUUCUGUGUGCAAUUCAGUCCUCUUGACUUCAUUUUUGAAAGACUUUGAAAUGUAGGGAAUGUUACAUGUCUUCCUUAUCUAGUGUUCCUCAUUGUUGUUGAUAUGUUUAUUUUUAAAAUCUAAAUGUAAAAUGCUGUUGAAUAAUAUAUCCUUAAGUAUAGCACCCUGGAAAAUGGCCUUUAGCAUCAAAUAAAAUAUCAAAGAAAAACACAUAUAAAGGAGAGGAAUGGCAUUCCCUUUUACAUGGCUUGUCACAUGUCUGAAAUGCACAACCAAAAAAUAAACUUAUAUUUGAUUUAUUUGUUAUCCUCAUACCUGUUGUAAGAAUAAUUUGUCUUAAAAUGUUUUAAAAAACAUUUCUGAUCAUUUCAAUUAAAAGGUUAA
Anguilla anguilla (European eel) is the source of this 2247-nucleotide messenger RNA. RefSeq names its product gap junction beta-4 protein-like. Gene Ontology annotation, cellular component: connexin complex. Gene Ontology annotation, biological process: cell communication. Lineage: Eukaryota; Metazoa; Chordata; Actinopteri; Anguilliformes; Anguillidae. The record is from RefSeq and is a predicted model, not a curated record. The coding region runs from base 698 to 1495 and encodes 265 amino acids. The transcript has a single exon.